AUGCAGUGCCUCUUGCGCCGCACCCUCCUCUUGACCUCCCGCCCUCGAUUCCUCAGCACCUCACCCAUCAUCUUCCAAAAACCCAUGCCCCCUCGCCCCGCACCGCCUCCCGACUCGGAGCUCGAGGAAUCCUUUCUCAAAGGCAGCGGCCCCGGUGGUCAAAAAAUCAACAAAACCAACUCCGCCGUGCAACUUAAACACAUUCCCACCGGCAUCGUCGUCAAGUCGCAGGCCACGCGCUCACGGUCGCAGAACCGCAAGCACGCGCGCGAGAUUCUCGCGCAAAAGCUAGAUGAUUUGCGCCGGGGCGGCGAGAGCCGCGCCAACAUUGUCGGCGCGGUCAAGAAGAAGAGGGCAGACAGCGCCGCCAAGAAGAGCAGGCGCAAGUAUAAAAGGCUAGAAGAUGAAAAGGCGGCCGUGACAGAGCAAGGACGGCAAGGAGAAGGGGUAGGGGAUAAAGACGAUUUACCCCGGAAUACUGCUGGUGACGAGAUAGAACAGGCGACAAAGAAGCCAGUAGUGAAGGCGGCUGAGCAUGACGACUCAACAAAAACAAGCUGCGAUGCAGCACCAAGGCAGCCGACAGAUAUCACAACCAGAUAA
This is a messenger RNA of Beauveria bassiana ARSEF 2860, 603 nucleotides long. Its product is annotated as RF-1 domain-containing protein. The transcript is spliced from 2 exons. Gene Ontology annotation, cellular component: mitochondrion. Bases 1 to 603 code for a protein of 200 amino acids. Gene Ontology annotation, biological process: translational termination. Gene Ontology annotation, molecular function: translation release factor activity. Lineage: Eukaryota; Fungi; Ascomycota; Sordariomycetes; Hypocreales; Cordycipitaceae. The record is from RefSeq and is a predicted model, not a curated record.